Cyclocybe aegerita is the source of this 3891-nucleotide messenger RNA. The record is from the annotation of a GenBank genome assembly. Lineage: Eukaryota; Fungi; Basidiomycota; Agaricomycetes; Agaricales; Hemipholiotaceae.
AUGGCCUCCCGUCGCCUCGACAUCUCCUCCCUCCUGUGCGACGACCCACAGCCCCCCGCCUUCUCCCCCCUCGAGGCCCUUGUCCACGCCGCAACAGAGGAGCGCCGCCGCCUCGAUGAGCCCCACCCCCCAUUCCCCCACCACUCCCCGUAUCCCCACCGCUCACCUCCGGAGCGCCCCUUUGUUGACGGCCAGCACAUCGCCCGCAGCCCCGUCCUAGCGCGCCCCCCGUAUCCAGACCAGCUCACCAGCACCUACCUCCAGCGCCAACACCCCGUCCUCCCCCACCAGGACCUCCACCAGCAGCGCAUACAACAUCACCGCGCACAGGAGCUCGAGCACCGCGCCUACGAGGCAGACCGUCGCCGCCGCGCAGAGGAUGCAGAUCUCCACCGGAGACUCGAGGAGCAGCACGAGUUUCAACGCCAGCAGGAACUCGAACGCCUCCGCAUACAGGAGGAACGCCGUCUCCGCGAAGAGGAGCGCCAGCGGGCACUUGAGCAGUUCGAGCUCCAGCAGCGCAGAGAGGCCGAGCGUGUCCAAGCAGAACGCCAGCAGCAGCAGCAGCGCGAGUACCAACAGCGGCUUCGCGAAGAACAACAACGUCAGCGGGAACGUGAGGAGCUCCGCCGCGAAGCCGAACGCCAACGUCUCCUUGAACUCCAACGCGAGGAGCAGCGCCAAAUCGAGCGUGCAAAGGAGACUGAGCGUCAGAGGGAGCUGGAUCGCCAGCGGGAGCUGUUCGAACGCCAGCAGCGGGAGCUUCAUGACCGCCAACAACGGGAGGCUACGGAACGCCAGCAGCGGGAAUUUGAACGCCAACAGGAACUCCGGCGUCGUCAGCAGCUCCUCCAGCAGGAGGUCCUUGGUCAUCGUCCCAACAAUCCCCAUGGUUCGCCGUCCACCGCCCCCAGCUCACACCCUGUCUCCAUUUCCCAGCUCAUAUCACACCCACCCCACCGCAGCCCCGAUCUCCCUCAGAUAACGCAUUCCACCAGUCCGAUCUCCCCAGAUCCUCCUCCUAUUUCAAUUCCACCUCCGCCCCAUGAUGAUUCCCGCCCUAUCAAGAAGCGUCGCUACUCCGAAUCCCCAACUCGGCCUAUUCCGGAUGAUAAGGAGCACAUUGCACGCGAAAGGGAAAAGAUGUUUGUCGGCGAGUUAGGUUAUGGCAGGGUUGAUUCUCCCGUCGUCGCUGGCCCUUCUUCAGCCCCACGGCGCCCAGGGUCCGGGCAUGGCCAGGGAAGGAAAGCCGUCGCUGUUUCCGACCUUCUUGCGGACAAGGAGCGCGCUCCUGUACCAACACGUCCCGACUCGCGCGGCCGCGAUGUUCAUCAUUUGGUCAGUCCUUUGGGACGCCGUUCACCCCCCGGUAGCCAGAUCGGUCGAGCUAAAGCUGCCCGCAAGUCCGAUGAACACAUGUCACGAGAGCCACCUCCACCACCAAAGGAGCCUAUCCACCCUGCCAUCGAAUUGGAUGCAAAGAAACCUAAGGUCAUGCAGGAGCCGAAACCGUCACGCUCACGAACCACUUCAGACGAUACCCAACCACCAAACGAAGAACCGUGGCCACCAAAGAAACCUGUCAAAGAACCCGCUUCGCCACCGCCCAAGGUCCAACCUCCUCCUGCCAAAGUCCAACCAGACGAUGCCCACGAAUGGUUUUUGCACCAAUAUGAUGAAGAACCUUCACCGACUACAUCAUCCCGUCCGGAGCCGCCCCAUACCCCUUCUCCGUCUGUCAGUCCCGUCGCACCCGCGGCUCCGGCCUAUGCACUCAAGAGCCCCGUUACCACACACAAAGUACUUACUCCUAUCACUGCCGCAGUGGCCCUGGAGCAAGAGCUGGAGGAUCUUGUUUCAGACACCAUCCCGACAUCCGUUCCCAGCGCAACAUCAGCGACCUCGAAUAUCAUGGUCAAAAAGCAGGAGCCGGACGAUAUGGACCUCGAUUUGGUUGUAGAGGAGCUGGUAGGGACGUUGGAGAACGACGAUGAGAAACAUGUGGGCAUGGAAGUGGAUGUCGAGGAUGAGCUCCUGAGCCUCGUUGAUGAUCGCCCGCCACCAUCAUCGAGUUCGGCGCGCAGGCUGUCGGGCCCUGCGUCUGGUUCGCACGGGUCUGGCUUGGGUUUAGGUUCGGCCCCACAUGGCGUUGCCAACACCAACAUGAAGCAACCAGCGCCGCCUCCGCUCCGAUCCGUCGGUGACGCCUCUCAUUCUUCUUCCCCUACAAUGUCCGCGUCAUUGGGCGCGACGCUACCUUCCACCGUGGUCGUGCGCCAGUCAUCGGCGCGUCCCACCCCAGACAGGGGCUCAAUGCCACCUCCAGCCACCACCGUCGGGGCAUCCAAGAAGGCUACUGAGAGGGCAGGCAGCGUCGUUCCGUCCGCCUCUGGGACGAAGAAGAAAAAGGAGACAGCGGCAAAGGCUUCAAAAGCAAAAGCCGCCUCUACCACUCCUGCCUCUACAUCUACUACACCUGCACCUCCCGCUGGAGCCUCCACCGCCAUCAAAUCGAAGGCGAAGCCAGCCGCGAAAAAUAAGAAAACUGCUGGUACAGACACCACAUCGGUCGCCGGUGUAGCCACACCACCUCCCAGGGCCACAAAAGCUCCAGGCGGUAGGAAAAAUGCCCAGUCCACUUCGCGAUCGCGGUCGACGUCCGUCAUGCCUGGAGGAAGUACGUCGGUUGGCCCGGAGAAUGAAGCCGUCAAGGCGGAGAAGCAGGAGGAAGAGGAGGAUUCCGACGCGGCGGACGACGACGACAAGUUGUACUGCGUCUGCAAAACCAAGUAUGACGAGGAUCGGUUCAUGAUCGCCUGCGACCGUUGCGAUGACUGGUAUCAUACUCAGUGCGUCAAUAUGCCAGAUUUAGAGGUCGAUCUGGUUGAUCAGUUUAUUUGUCCACCGUGUAUUGAGAAAAAUUCGCAUCUCAACCUUCGGACAACGUACAAGCAACGAUGCUUGUACGGUCUCCGACACCCAGACCCUUCGUCUCCCAAAGCAUGCCACAAAGCUGCUCGAGGCGCCUUUUCGAAGUAUUGCUCAGAUGAAUGCGGGAUAAAAUAUAUGCAGUCUCGCAUAGACUCCUGGGCAAAGAAAGGCGGCAAGACAGAGAAGCUAUGGGAGAGCGUCAAGCAUGCAGAGAAACGCGAGGGCGUGGUCGUUUGCGCCGCCGAGCCAGAGACAAACGGAUGCACGAAGAUGGAGGCCGAUGUCAAGCAGGAGACGGAUGUCAAGCCCGCCAAGCAUCGGAUCGUGCCGCCUUCAAAAUCCAAAGCCGAGCGCGAGAGGGAAAGGCUUAAUGGCCUUCUCGAGUCUGUCGUCCGGCUUAGAGAGGAGGUCAAGCGCGGCAUGGAAGUCAUCGUGUGGCGCGAGCGUCUCCUGCAGCUUGCAACGGAACGAGCGGUCAACGUCGGUCAGUGCGGCUGGGACCAACGGCUUUGCUUCGACGACGACGAAUGGGUGGAUGUAGGUGCUGCUGUGUUUGAGAGUUACGAAGAGAUGAAGAACGAGCGCACGAAGGAGGAGAAUGGCGAGGGAGACAUGGAGGUGGAUGGCACGGAGGAGCAGUGGUGGUGUCCUGGGCAGAAGGUCUGCGAGCGUCAUGCCGGCUGGCAGACAGUUCGCCACAAGGACGUUUGUAAGGAGAAGGAGAAGAAGGAAGAGGCGCUUGCCAAACUCACGACACGCGAGCGCGAAAUCCGGAAACGCAUCGAAGACAUGCUCGACCCGCAGGGCAAGAGUACUUCCACCUCAACGACGACCAAGGAGACAACCUCCAACCCUCUUAAAACUGCCAACACCAAAGUCGUUAAUGGACACACCAAGUCCAAGUCUACGGCGGUGGUAGCAGAAAAGAAGGGCAAGAAACGAAAGGCACCUAGUGCAUGA